Hypomesus transpacificus is the source of this 3459-nucleotide messenger RNA. RefSeq lists its product as uncharacterized. The transcript has 5 exons. Lineage: Eukaryota; Metazoa; Chordata; Actinopteri; Osmeriformes; Osmeridae. The coding region runs from base 606 to 2882 and encodes 758 amino acids. The record is from RefSeq and is a predicted model, not a curated record.
AGCAACUACUCAACCAUAUUAGGGCAGGAGGUAAGGCAUUAUUACUCUCUGCUGCCAAAGUGUCAUUUAAGUAAACGCUGCUGGAGGCUAGAAUAGACACCAAGGUUGGCUCUGGCAAAUCAAAAUUGAAUCGCCAGCCGUGGAGUGUCAUUGAGAGGGGGUUUAUUGUGUAACGGUGAAGUGGCUGUGCACGUACACACGAAGGUAUCCAGUCAAAAUAAACCUGAUUAUUCUAGCUAAAUGGGAAAAUCACAACAAUAUCAGGCAAUAUGGAACACCAGCGGCGUCGGUUUAUUUUCCAAUGUGGAUGGUACAACUUCAAUAUAUAUAUAAGGUGAACUCGGGUACUCUAGCAUUUUUUGCAUGCAUUUUCUCAUCGGAGCUCUCUGAUGGACUAGUACCCUGACCCUCUCAUUUACAUUUAGCAGACGCGCUUACCCGGAGCGACUUACAGAUUUGGAUCUCUAUGACGCUUUCACCUUGCCGAAUUCGUAUUGGAACACAGAAAUAUUAUAAUUCUGUCUUUUCAGGGGUCAGGUGAAAGCCUCUCUCUCAACCCAGACUGCACAGCAAGUGUGCCCUAAGGCAGUCUUUGAGGAAGAGACAUGGAGAAAAAUAAUACAGACUCAUCUCAGCCCGAGGUGAACGAGGGAAGAGAGGGGAGUCUGUCUGGAAACAAGGGCACCUUCAUCAGGGUGUUGACCGUGAGGCCUCUAAGUUUGGAGGACAUGGACCUGGUCGAGCCCUCGGAUCUGCCCCCUCCUACAGUACCCACCACUGGGUCUAAAGACCAGCUGGAAGUCCUGGAGGUUGCGUCCACUUCCCAGGGCGUCAGUGGAGUGGAGAGAAUGCCCCCUGGCACAACCAGGACACCCAGUGGAACUCCCUCUCCGGAUCUGCAGGUGGAGGCCAAGGCCAGUCUGGGCUCUGUGGCAGCUGAGGUGAUCGAGGCGGUCAUCAGCAACGUCCUGGCAGCCAGGGCCGCCCUCCAAGAAGAAGCUCAAGGGCCUGUUACCUGUUCCUCUGUGAGCUACUUCCUCUCUGCUGUCUGUGCCGACGUGCAGACUCUACCGCUGCUGAGGAGGUCAGGGAGCAGCAGUCGAUCAUCUGGAAGGUCCCUCGGAGAGCUCCUGACCACCAUGUCAAGGACCAACGUUGUCCAGGCUGUGGAGCUGAAGCUGGAGGAGCAGUUUGGGCCAUGUAGGAAGGAGGGCUCGUCCACAUCUUCAUCCAGCCAAUCACUGACUGAGGAUUGGGUCAUGAUCCCUUAUCUGGGGAACGGUCGCUCUGGACAUUCCAUGGCCAGUGACCUGGUCGAGGAGAUCAUCGAAUCCAUUAAAAGUGCUGUUGAGUUGCUGGAAAGCCAGUCUUCAACAUCCAGAGCAGGGAACAGCUCCUCCCUCACAGGAUGGGACGCAUUGGAUGUUUCCUCUGCAGCCAAGAAGAUGGUUUGCAAGGCAGCGGCCAAACUAAGCCCCCUGGUGAGCUCCUCCAGGAUGGGAGAUGUGACGGCGGACGAGAGCGUCUCUUUGAUGAACGAGACGUCUCUGGAAAGUUUGCCCCCGUCUCUCAUCAGGCUUCUGUUGAUCCGGUCUGUCGACACGGUGUCAGCAGCCUGCAGAGCCAUAAGCAGUGAGUUCUGCUUUCGGGAGAGCGUGAAGAAUGAAGGCUUGACCAAACUCCAGGAGCUGGCCAACGAACAGAUGUUGGCCUGUCUAAACAAGGGCGUAGAGGAAGUGGAGAUCGAUGAGCUCAUCGAAGGCAUCUCAGCCAUCUCGGAUCAUUCGCUGAUCCUAAGGCGCCCGGAGUUGUCCUUCUCCCACAUCUACCGCUCCUUGUUCGUUGACACCCUUCUGCCAGGGUGUGGACACAGAACCACCGAGGUCCUGGAGACCUUGAUUUUUGUAUGUCCUCAGGUCCCACCCACAGCUGGAGAGAGCCAGGCUCAUAAUAACAUGCGAGUGGGAGAGAUCAUUAAAGAGUAUGUGAUCAAAGGAAGAGAUGUGUUCCAGCAGGUCUUGAGGAGAGCAACUCAGAAGCUCUCUCGCCAGCCGGCGACCACCCAUGCGGCCAAUCCAGAGAGCUCAGAGCGUCCAUCUCUGAUGGUCUCCUCUGACAACUGUGAGAACCUGCUUGGUGUGAUACUGGACGAUCUCCAUGAGGUAGUUGAGCAGCACAAGGCAUCAGCUAAGACGAGAUCUGGUGGCAGGAAGUUCUGGGAGCAGGUCCACUCCUCCAGCCAGCUGCUUUAUGACAGCACGCUGAGGACCCUGCAGAAAGCUGCAGACAAGCUGUCGGCUUUCGAAGAGCGGACAUUUAAGAUCAUCCCCCCGAUGCCCUCCAGACAGGAACCCAUCCACAGCUGUGCAGAGAGCUCGGUUCAGGGUCAGCUGCAGAAGAGCCUGGAAGUGAACCUUCCCUCGACCUCCAGCCAGGCCUGCCAGGAGACCCAGGACCGCACGGUCAGGAUCCUGACGGAGAGAGUGAUGGAUGACACUCUGUGUGAGUCUGCUGUUGCAGCUCUGUGUCCUGGGGCAGAUCUCGGUGAGCUCAGCCCUGCAGCGGUCAUCAUCGAUGCUGGGACAGCGUCGACCUCUGCACGAGAGACCAGAAAGCCUAAAAAGGGCUUGAAGUGGUUGAGCAAGAAAGCCAAGCUCUUCAAGAACAAGGUUCUGAAGAGAAAGACGGAGCCCAAGAAGCCCUCAGCCCAGGAGGAGCUUCCCCCCAGCUCUCACGUCACACCUGGGGCUAAGUGUGGUUCGCCUCUCAAUCUGGAGCAGUCGAAGGACCUCGAGACCAACCAGGAGCCCCUUAGACAUCCUUUACACGUACGGAUGUUCCGUGCGCUUCAGUCCAUCGUCAAGACGUUCAAGGUGUCUUGAAGCCAGUAGGACGGCCUACUGAUACGUUUAAGUAUCCAGCAACGUAAAGGGCUGGCUGGCUCUGUCUCUCUAUCACAUACACACACACCUCUCUCUCUCUCUCUCUCUCUCUCUCUGUCUCUCUCUGUCUCUCUCUGUCUCUCUCUCUCUCUCUCAUCCCGGCACCCACAGCACUCUACAUUAUGCCUCUCAUUCACCCACUCAUACACACCCACAGUGGGGAGCUGCCAUGCAAGGCUAGCCUGUUCAUGGGGAGCAGCUUGGGGUCCAGUGUCUGGCUCCAGGACACUUGGACACAGGGCCUGGAGGAUCUCCAGGGGGCUGAUGUGGGAUGUUUGUUCUGGUUUCCUGCCUCUCGGUUCUUCUACCCUUCAGGUCUCCUGGUCCCCCCGGACAACAGAAGGACCGUUGCCAAGGAGCCAGAAAUGUACUUUGAGCAGUACGGACGAGGACUAGGUCUUUCUCUCCUGGCUGGAACUCGCUGGGCUGAGUGGAUAUCAGGAGAAGAUCAUCGCAGAGACUCCCUACCAUCUGGAACACUCUACUGUAUUUGACCAUUGUCAAUAAACUAGUUAUA